Messenger RNA from Penicillium chermesinum, 1656 nucleotides. RefSeq names its product sugar porter family MFS transporter. Gene Ontology annotation, molecular function: carbohydrate:proton symporter activity. The record is from RefSeq and is a predicted model, not a curated record. The coding region runs from base 1 to 1656 and encodes 551 amino acids. NCBI's taxonomy places the organism in Eukaryota, Fungi, Ascomycota, Eurotiomycetes, Eurotiales, Aspergillaceae. Gene Ontology annotation, cellular component: membrane. The transcript is spliced from 4 exons. Gene Ontology annotation, biological process: carbohydrate transport; transmembrane transport.
AUGGCAAAGAAUCCAGAGUUAGUGAAACAUCUAUCGAGCGACGUCGAUGGCUUCACGCACCAUGCCGAAGACAUCACUGCCGAUCGGGAGCCCUAUGGUCCUCCCGGUCUCCGCGGCCUGGUGAGCAGUCCGUUUGUGCUCCUGUGUGCGGCGUGCUCGACGCUGGGUGGGUUGAUCUUUGGUUAUGAUCAAGGUGUGGUGUCGGUAAUCUUGGUGAUGGACCAAUUCCUCGGCGAGUUUCCUCGCAUCUCGGAAAGCGGUUUCUGGAAGGGUCUAUUGACUGCCAUGAUUGAGCUUGGUGCCUUCGUCGGUGCUUUGAACCAAGGUUGGAUUGCCGACAAGAUCUCUCGUCGGUACUCGAUUAUCGUUGCGGUCAUUAUCUUCACCAUCGGCUCAAUCCUGCAGACAGCUGCCGUGGAGUAUUCCAUGUUGACUGUGGCUCGGUUGAUUGGCGGUAUCGGAAUUGGCAUGCUGUCCAUGGUGGCUCCUCUGUACAUCUCAGAGAUCAAGUGUCGAGGAACUUUGCUGGUUCUGGAAGAAUGGUGUAUCGUGCUGGGCAUUGUGAUCGCAUACUGGACCACUUACGGAACCCGCUAUAUGGCCGGGGAAUGGUCCUGGCGUCUUCCUUUCCUCCUGCAAAUGAUUCCCGGCUUCAUUCUUCUCGCGGGCGUGAUUGCCCUGCCAUUUUCUCCCCGCUGGCUAGCCUCGAAAGGUCGCAAUGAAGAAGCAUUGAAAAGCCUCUGCAAAUUGCGCAAUCUGCCGCCUACUGACAGACGUAUUCGGCAAGAGUACUUGGACAUCCAAGCCGAGGUGAAGUUUCACCAGGAAAUGAAUGCUGAAAAGCACCCCAACCUUCAAAGUGGGAGUAUCAAGGACUCCUUCCUUCUAGAAAUGGCUUCCUGGGCCGAUUGCUUCAGAAAGGGAUGCUGGCGCCGAACCCAUAUCGGUGUCAUGAUCAGCUUCUUCCAGCAGUUCGUCGGAAUCAACGCCCUGAUCUACUACUCUCCCUCCCUUUUCGCCAACAUGGGCCUGGACAACAGCAUGCAGCUUGUCAUGUCCGGCGUUCUCAAUGUCUUACAAUUGGUCGGUGUUACAAGUAGUAUCUUCACGAUGGAUAUCAUCGGACGGCGCAAGCUUCUGAUGGGUGGCUCUGCACUCAUGACUCUAUCCCACGUCAUUAUUGCCGCUCUGGUCGCCGUCUACAGCCACAACCACUGGGAAGGCCAUUCUGCCCAAGGAUGGGUGAGCGCUGCAUUUCUGCUAUUCUACAUGAUUUCAUUCGGGGCCACGUGGGGUCCUAUUCCCUGGGCCUUGCCAUCCGAGAUUUUCCCCUCUUCGCUGCGUGCCAAGGGUGUUGCUCUGUCUACCUGCUCGAAUUGGCUCAACAACUUCAUCAUCGGUCUUAUCACGCCUCCCUUGGUCGAUGGAACGAACUACGGUGCAUAUAUCUUCUUCGCCGUCUUCUGUUUCUUGUCCGGGGUUUGGACUUUCUUCUUCGUCCCUGAAACCAAAGGGCGCACACUGGAGCAGAUGGACCACGUCUUCAAGGACAACUCCUCUGAGUAUGAGCGGGAAAGACGCACAGCGAUUGAAGCUGAGCUGAUUGAAAGAGAGAUUCUUGGUGGGAACCCUGGUUCGGAGCAUGCCACAGUCUAA